AUGGCUGCUCGAGACGAAAAAAAUGACGGCGAGAUGACUGCCAUGGAGGAGAGGGAGGUUGUUGUGGACUGGGAGGAGGCCGAGGAGCGCAAGCUGGUACUCAAAGUCGACUUAUACCUCCUGCCGCUGCUCCUCCUCGCCUUCUUCUUCCUCUGCCUGGACCGCACCAACAUCAGCAACGCACUGACGGACAACUUCACCACUGAUUUGGGCAUUACCACCGCGCAGGCGACGCUGGGCAACCAGCUGCAGCAGGCGGGGAUUGUCAUCUUCGAACUGCCGGCGAACCUGGUCCUCGCCCGCGUGGGCGCCCACCGCUGGCUUGUCUUCCUCAUGCUGGCCUGGGGCUGCGUCGCGACCUUCCAAUGCUUCAUCCAGAACCGCGCGCAGUACUAUGCCACCCGGUUUCUGCUGGGCGCCUUUGAAGGCGGCUUCAUCCCUGGCGCCAUGUACCUGCUGGGCCAGUAUCACCCACGGUCGGCGCAGUCCACCCGUUUUGCCAUUGCCUCGGGCACCAGCGCGCUGAUUGCCGCCGGGGUGCUGACCCUCGACGGGGUGCGUGGCUGGUCUGGCUGGCGCUGGCUCUUCUUGAUCGACGGCUCCAUGACGCUGGCUUUUGCCUUGAUCUUACUCGCGCUGCUUCCCGGAGCCCCCCCUGACACCCGGCCUGUCCACGGUCUUUUCAGCCUGUUUGACGAGCGAGAACGUCACAUCCUGCAGUCGCGGGUGCAGCUGGAAAACCCGCCACGGAUGGAAAAUCCCUCGAUGCAUUUUGCCAUCAACUUCUUCGGGGUGAUGCCCGCCGGUGGGUUGGUGCUCUUUGGUCCGACCAUCGUUAAGGAGCUGGGCUUCAGCACUAGCAAAGCCAACGCCCUCGUUGCUGUCGGAUACUACGCCGCCGUCCCAUUGGCCCUGUCGCUGGGCUUCUUCGCCAGCCGCACCCGCCUCAACGGGAUCGCCUCCCUGAUCCCAUUUGCCUGGUCGUGUUUCUUUGUUGGACUUUUCUACCAUUUCGACAUCACCCGCUCGUCAUCAACUUCAGAUUCCGGCACCCUCUACGCCCUCUUCACCCUCGUUCUGGCCGCCAUGCUGAUCGGUCAACCCGUGAAUAAUGCCUGGUGCAGUAAGAACGCCACCAACGAUCUCGAACGCAGCGCAGGGCUCGCCCUGUGCGUCAUCAGUAGCAACCUGGCCGGCCUCGUCGGCCAACGCAUCUUUCCCGCCAGCGAUGCGCCCGAGUAUCGCCCGGGUCUGGUUGCUGCCAUCUGUCUUUACGUAGCUGCCAUCUUGGUUGUCCUGGCGCAGAUGGUGCAAUAUGCUUGGUGCAACCGUCGGGCAUCCAAUGCCCUGGCUCAAUGGCAGUUUGUUUUGUAA
This is a messenger RNA of Penicilliopsis zonata CBS 506.65, 1374 nucleotides long. RefSeq lists its product as hypothetical. Lineage: Eukaryota; Fungi; Ascomycota; Eurotiomycetes; Eurotiales; Aspergillaceae. The record is from RefSeq and is a predicted model, not a curated record. The transcript is spliced from 5 exons. Gene Ontology annotation, molecular function: transmembrane transporter activity. Gene Ontology annotation, cellular component: membrane. The coding region runs from base 1 to 1374 and encodes 457 amino acids. Gene Ontology annotation, biological process: transmembrane transport.